This is a messenger RNA of Cajanus cajan (pigeon pea), 1578 nucleotides long. It is a transcript of the gene CBSX5, whose product is annotated as Cystathionine beta-synthase (CBS) family protein. Lineage: Eukaryota; Viridiplantae; Streptophyta; Magnoliopsida; Fabales; Fabaceae. Gene Ontology annotation, cellular component: cytoplasm; nucleus. The record is from RefSeq and is a predicted model, not a curated record.
UACCUCAACCUCAGUACCGUACCCUCUAAUCACCUUUAUAAAUACCACCCAUUCCCUCUUCCUCUCCACACCACCACCAACCCAACCACCGCCACGCGCCGCCGCAUUCCACUCCCCGGAGACACAAGCUUUGCAUGGCACUGACCCUUCUCGUGUGCGAGGUAUCCGACCUCUGCCUUGGCAAGCCGCCGCUCAGGUCGCUCUCCGCCUCCGCCACCGUCGCCGACGCCUUGGCCGCGCUCAAAGGCUCCGACGAGAGCUUCAUCAGCGUCUGGAGCUGCGACCACCGAAACGACGACGUUGGCUAUUGCCGAUGCGUGGGGAAAGUGUGCAUGGUCGAUGUUAUUUGCUACCUUUGCAAAGAGGACAAUCUCUUGUCUCCUUCUUCUGCUCUCAACAAACCCCUUUCUUCUAUUCUCCCUAAGGACCCUUCUCUCGUCGUGCAUCUCCAACCUUCUUCUAGCUUGUUGGAGGCUAUUGAUCUGAUACUGGAAGGUGCACAGAAUCUUGUGGUGCCAAUAGUGGCAACAAAGAGGAGUGGAGUUUCAAGAAGGAAACAGCAUCAGAGUGGGGUUUCAAAUUCAAGCCACAAUGGUCGUGAGUUCUGCUGGUUGACUCAAGAGGACGUGAUUCGGUUCCUUCUUGGUUCCAUUGGCCUCUUCACUCCACUCCCUGCACUCUCCAUUGACUCUCUUGGCAUCAUCACUUCUGAUGUUCUGGCCGUUGACUACUACUCCCCUGCAUCUUCUGCAGUUGGAGCCAUCUCAAAGUCCCUCACUCAACAAACCUCUGUUGCCAUUGUGGACACUGAUGGGGCCUUCAUUGGGGAGAUCUCACCCUUCACCCUUGCUUGCUGCGACGAGACUGUCGCCGCCGCGGUCGCCACCCUGUCUGCCGGGGACCUGAUGGCCUACAUUGACUGUGGUGACCCUCCUGAGGAUCUUGUGAGAGUGGUCAAGGCCAGGUUGAAGGAGAGGAAUUUGGAGAAAAUGUUGCAAGAUUUCACCAUUUUGUCAUGUAUGGUGGGUGAGACUUCAGCAUCCUCUUCCUCUGAUGAGGAGUCUCCAACAAGGACACUGGCUAGGGCUGGAAGGUACACAAGGUCAUCUAGCUACUCAGCCAGGAUGCUAAGGAAGGCUGAGGCUAUAGUUUGCCAUCCCAAGAGCUCCCUUGUUGCUGUCAUGAUCCAGGCCAUUGCUCAUAGGGUCAACUACUUGUGGGUUAUUGAGGAUGAUUGUAGCUUAGUUGGCAUUGUCACAUUUUCUAACAUGUUGAAGGUGUUCAGAGAACAUUUAGAGACUGUGUAGAUUUUUAGGAUACUGGCUUUGGAUGCUGGUGAGAAGCAUGAACCAAGGUCUGUGAACAUGGCCCUUCUCAUGUAAGAGUAUUGCAAUAUGGCCUGGGAGGUUUGCUUUUUUAUGUGCUGUAUUUCGGUGUGCUUCCUUUCUAAUAAAACUCCCGACAACGCAAUUCUUUGAAAAGGACCAGUUUUUCUCCUGUCUUAGUUUGCUUGAAAUGUUCCCAUGUACAAUGAGACCGUUCUUAUUGCAACGAGAUUUGUGCAUCAUUUUGGUUUCA